UUGAUGUCUGUCCACGAUGGAUACCAGCACGUGUUCGUUCGUUAGCCAAAGUGCUGCGCAAUCCAGUGCACAAAGAAAGUUUUAUCAGUGGGUGCUACGUUGGAUAAACGGAGUACCACCGUCGGACACCGAAUCGUACGGUAAUACGAGGCUCGAUUUACCUAUUUUGGCCGGUUUCCUUCAAGGGAUCGGCUUCAAGCUUCUUUUGAUGGACAAAACCAACGACUCUGAAAGAAAAAAUGGGGAAAAUAAUUUAACUUGUCAGCCUGGCAUCCUGAAAGUUGCCAUCGAGUGCGGCUCCUCCAAGAUGAAAGCUGUUUUGGAAUUGGAUAACGUCACAUGCCGAUGUCCCCAUUCUGAUCACGUCAAUGACGCGUCCUUUUGGAGCGUCAGUGGCACUGGACCCUCGGGAAGUACUGACAAUAUCGCACGGAAAGUGGUGGAAACCGGCAGCAAUCUGUUGCCCCGUCUGCCAAAAGACGUGACGCAAAUCUUGCGAGACGUGUCGCAGAGAUUGUUCGACACGAUUUCCUACGAACCAGACGUGAACCGUAAUACGGAAGUAAGUUUGAACAUUCCUUGUUCGAACAACAUAUCUCUCGAAACGACAGUUUCGAACGGCAAUUUGCGAGAAGAGAUCGGCGUUUCGCGCAGUAACACAGCUCCGGAAAUCUACUUAUACGGAUCAAAUGGACCUCCUAAAAACAGUGUAGAUCAAAAUGCGUCUCCGCCUCUGUCGAAGCCCGUUUUGCAACGUCAAAGAACAUGGGACAUCGAAACCGAAAAUGUGGAAGAGCCGCGGUCAUCGUUGCCAACAAUUAUCACGAGUUCUCCAACCGUGCCGCACGAUUUGUCCCAAUCUUUGGGCCAGCUUUCCCUGCCCGGAGAAGAAGAUUCGAAGAACCUGACUGAAUAUAUCAUCGGAGCUAAAGCCGAGUUAGACAAGGCUCUCAAGAUGCUGGCCAGGAAGUCGUUUGUCUUGAAUGACGCCUCUCUUAAUCAAGAUGACACCUCAUCCGUGAAAUCGGCACCAGCAAAAAUUUCACAGGUUCCGAGCAUUACUCCACUGAAGAAGGCGCGAAUGAGCGCGGUCAGCAGUGUGAAGCCAUUGUCAAGUUUGAGUCGUUUUACGAAAGAGACGCAGGCAUUAGUGAGACCGGCUCCGAGGAACGUAUUGCUAACACCAAGGUCACCGCGGACACAGAGAAUCAGCGAUCCGAUUCCUCCUUCGGCGACGAAAAGAAGUAUCCAAAUGGAACAGGAAAAUGCAAAGUCGCAAUACCGUCGUCGUAGCUUCUAUCUUCCGUCGUCGCAUAUAGGGCUGUCUUUGCCGUCAAAACCCAUCGACAUCGGACAGAAGUACAAUACGAAUAAACUUACUCUUGCGGCUGAACCGAACUCGUUAAAUAGGCCCCGUACGAUACCAAAAAGUCCGUCGAAAACUCGGAUCGCUACACCGAAAAAGUUUGGAGCGUUAAGUACACCGACUGGACGGACAUCGAUGCUGAAGCAACCCACGAAAGUUUUACAGGCGACGAAAUCUGUCAUUGCAAAGCCGGUUACAUUACCUGAGAAUUUAAAACGCAGCAAUGCAAAAGAAUGAGCCAGUUUUUAUUUAUAUUAUCAGCGUGAAUUUUAAUUUGUAUCAUAUUGGAUAUGGGCUAGAAGUUAAUUAGAAGCGAUUUCAAGAACGUAAUUUUUUAUUUAAACGAUUUUUAAUGAAGAGUUGCCCAAACGAUCAAGUGCCAGAUUAUUUGAACAUUUAAGUCGAUGUAUUGGUAACGAGAGUGAAGAUGUAAUGCGUAUUAUUCAAGUUUUGUUUGAACGACUUUUAAAUAUUUGAGAAACGAAUUUUAUCAGCAGUGGUAAAGUAGAUAUUUUACUUAGAAUAGCGAGGUCGUGUCAUCUGUAUUAGAACUCUUGUAUUAUUUGAUACCGCUAAACUGUUCAUCAGAAGAGGGCGCUGACUUCGAACACUAAAUUUCAUAAGGUGGCAUGUCUCCUAUAUCUAAUCUAUGUCGUAAAAAUUCAAAUCAGUGAUCAAGAAUUCUAAAGAAUAAUCGCCAGAGGUAAAAUAGUCAGCAUUCGUUAGAACCAAUAUAAUAACUGUGAUCAUAGACUGAAUGAGAAAUAUAGAACUUGCGUAAUUCGAUUGAUUUUCGCUGAAAAUGACGAUAUCUCCAGGGACCGUAGUGUAUAUGAGUUUCAUUUUUAAAGUUGCGCACAAUAUAAUGUAUUAAUUUACUGUUGUAGAUAUUUAUUUUCUGCAACAAGAACAAUUUUAUUUAACAAAUAAGUAAGAUUAUAAGAAAGUGUAAACAUCGAUUUUAAUUCCUGCCCCAUAAGGCUUUUCAUUGCAAUCAUCUUAAAGCUAUUUCUAACAUUUCA
Messenger RNA from Megalopta genalis, 2388 nucleotides. RefSeq lists its product as uncharacterized. NCBI's taxonomy places the organism in Eukaryota, Metazoa, Arthropoda, Insecta, Hymenoptera, Halictidae. The record is from RefSeq and is a predicted model, not a curated record.